Owenia fusiformis is the source of this 1583-nucleotide messenger RNA. The record is from the annotation of a GenBank genome assembly. Lineage: Eukaryota; Metazoa; Annelida; Polychaeta; Sabellida; Oweniidae.
CUGGUGUGUUGUUUGGUUUCUCUAUUUCGUGCCAUUUUGGCUUCUUAAUUAAGAAAGUAAAUUGAAGAAUAAGAUUAAAUAAAUAAUGUUAUCUGUUAUUGGAUUUCAGUGGUGUAUUUCUGGUUUCAUUUCUUUGAAAUAAAAUAAUACCAAUCUGUAUGUAGCGUAGUUAGCUUGAAUUCGUGAAACUUUCUUCUGACUUGAGAUUCCGAUUGUUACUUAUUUCCAUGAUAUACCAUGGAGAAUUUCGAGUAAAAUGAUACUUCGGAUCUUUUAAGAAAGCAGAGCACCAUGCGUAUAACAAAGAGGAAAGUUGCCCUGUUCCUGUUUGGUGCAUUCUGGGUAGCUAGUGCCAUCUACUUUUUGAAGCAAAGUGCAGAGGAAACUGGUUCAAAAUCAAGAGUUAGACCUACGUCAAACAAUGCUAUCAAAGUCGACCCCUCUCUAUCAAGUAACAGCAAAUCUAAGACAGAUGAGCUUGUUGUUCCUGUAUGCCUGACAGGUGAUUCCUCUAGGAUUGGUGGGAUGAUAAGUGCAAUAAACAGUGUGCAGGCCAAUACCAAACACCAUGUUAAGUUCUAUCUAGUCACGGAUGAAAAGAAUGUGGCACAUUUAAAGAAUUAUAUAGAAAAAACUUCUCUCAGGAAUAUAGAUUACACAAUCAAAGUGUUUAAUGAGGAUCUUGUAAAGAAUAAAGUUCUUGUCAGAGGUGGAAGACAAGAACUAGCUAGUCCUUUGAACUAUGCCAGGUUCUACAUUUCUGAAAUGUUCCCUGAACUCAGUGGAAGGCUGAUACACCUGGAUGAUGAUACCAUUGUACAAGGUGACAUUGCAGAGCUGUACAAGACUCAUAUAGAAGCAAAUCAUGUGAUGGCUGUCUCUGAUGACUGCAGUUCUGUCUCCAAAAGAUUCACUUUCAUUCAAAAUACUUAUGCAAACUACAUCAAUUUUAACAAUGCUCAAAUCAAGAAGUUACACAUGAGUCCAAUCGCCUGUGCCUUCAACACAGGGGUCUAUGUGGCUGACCUAACACGAUGGAAGAAACAAAAUAUAACUGCUAAAAUAGAGUACUGGAUGAAAUUAAAUACCGAGCAAGAGAUAUAUGGCAAUGAGAAAGGAGGUGGAGGGUCUCAACCUCCCAUGAUGAUUGCCCUCUACAAGAAGUACACACUCAUGGAUCCCAUGUGGCAUGUGAGGAAUCUGGGUUGGAGUCCAUCAGGAAAAAGAUACUCAAAGGAAUUUUUACAAAGUGCCAAACUUUUACACUGGAAUGGACGUUUCAAGCCAUGGGGAAGGAAAUCUCAGGCUGCAGAUAUAUGGGACAAAUAUUUUAUUAAAGAUCCCGAAGAGAGAUUUCGACCUCUAAGAAGGGACUUGAAGAGGGCUACAUUGUCAGGCUCUAUUAAUACCUAGAUACAGUCAUAAAGCUUAGAACUUAUUGUGUCAAAGAAGUGAAAUUAUUUAAUAUACUAUGCAAUUGAUUUUAUAUUAUUUAUGUGCACCAUUAUAGUUAUAAAGCGAAUUUACAGUAGUAGCAGAUUGUGCAAUAUGCAACUAUUUCAAUAUACAACUAUUUCAAUAUU